Molecule: messenger RNA, 3030 nt
Organism: Condylura cristata (star-nosed mole)
Lineage: Eukaryota; Metazoa; Chordata; Mammalia; Eulipotyphla; Talpidae
Gene: RHCE
Product: Rh blood group, CcEe antigens
Exons: 9
Coding region: 1-1254 (417 amino acids)
Biological process (GO): ammonium transmembrane transport; ammonium homeostasis
Cellular component (GO): plasma membrane
Molecular function (GO): ammonium channel activity
Source: RefSeq, a predicted model, not a curated record
AUGGGCUCCAAGUACCCGCGGUCCCUGCGGGGCUGCCUGCCCCUGUGGGCCCUGGUGCUGGAGGGGGCUCUCAUUCUCGCCUUCUUCUUUUUUACCUCCUAUGACACUUCUUCAAAGGAUCAGCUCUUGAGGACCUACACAGUCUUCCAGGAUGUUGCUGUUAUGGCAGCCCUCGGCUUGGGCUUCCUUAGCUCAUCUCUGCGGAGACACGGAUGGAGCAGCGUGGCCUUCAGUCUCUUCCUGCUGGCCCUUGGGGUGCAGUGGGCGCUCCUGCUGGACGGCUUCCUGGACCAGUCCUUCAUUGGGAAGGUGGUCAUCAGACUGUCCAGUGUCCAGCGGGCGGCCAUGAGCGCCAUGUCUGUGCUCAUCUCUGCCGGCGCAGUCCUGGGGAAGGUGAACCUGGUGCAGCUGGUGCUCAUGGUGCUCCUGGAGGUGACGGCCUUUGGCGCGAUGAGGAUGGUGAGCAAGCAGAUCCUCCAAGUGGAAGACCAUGUCAGCAUGAUGCAUGUGCACGUGUUUGCGGCCUAUUUCGGGCUGAUUGUGGCCUGGUGCCUGUCACGGCCUCUUCCCAAGGGCGCAGAGGAGAAAGACCAGACAGCAACGAGCCCCAGUUUGUUUGCCAUGCUGGGCACCCUCUUCCUGUGGAUGUUCUGGCCAAGCUUCAACUCUGCUCUGCUGAACUUACCCAAGGAAAAGAAGAAUGCCGUGUUCAACACCUAUUAUGCUCUUGCAGUAAGCGCGGUGACAGCCAUCUCCAUGUCGACCUUGGCUCACCCCCAAGGGAAGAUCAACAUGACUCACAUCCACAACGCGGUGCUGGCGGGAGGUGUGGCCGCGGGGCCCCCGUGCCACCUGAUCCAGUCUCCCUGGAUAGCCAUGGUGCUUGGCCUCUUGGCUGGACUGAUCUCUGUCGGGGGAGCCAAGUGCCUGCCGGUGUGCUUCAACUCCGUGCUGGGGGUUCACGACACCUGCGGCGUGCACUACACCUUUGGCCUGCCAGGUCUGCUGGGAGGGGUCACCUACAUUGUGCUGAUGCUGCUGCAGGCCCACUGGGCCAGGAAUCCCAUGAUCAGCUACCAGAUGCUCAUCGACACUGGGGCACUCAGCUUGGCCUUGGCCAUGGGCUUGGUGUCUGGUCUCCUGACAGUUCCCUCAUCUGGCUGUUGGAUUUUAGGCAAAAUCAUCCAAGAAAAACAAGGUCUGUUUGCAAACAAGAUCAUUCCUUUCACCAUUCCCACCUUCCUGUGUAUGUGACAAAUGCUUGUUACAACCAAGAUUCCUUAUGUACAAUGAUGAUACAAGAUCAGAGAUGAAUUUGACAUUAAAAAAUAAUAGAUAAAAAAUGUGUUCAAGUAAUUUCAUAAUUGCUUUAAACACAUAUGUUUGGUUUCUUUAAAGAUGAUGCUAUCAGUAUCUUCCUGGAUGCAAAUGAUUAAGGUUUUGGUUCAAUUUUAUUGACUAUUGUUAGGUUCUUGCUCAUGCUUGUUAGUAAAGUAUGCUACCCAGUUACCUCUUGUCAACAUUAGUAACACAUGUGGUAAAAAAAAUAGGGAAAAAUAAAGAACUCAAUUUAUAUUUUCAGUUACUAUAGACAUCAUGCUUUUUAUUCCAGCCAUUUUACAAAGGACUUCUUGUACCUUUAGUAUAUUCUGAAUCUUGCCGUGGGGAAAGAUCACAGUCAGUGGGGAGAUAACACUCAUCAAUAUUAAAGUGCUAGUUUCGUGAUCUUGAGGAAAUCAUUUCAAAUCCCCAUGGUCUGGGUUCCCUCAUUCCAGAAAGAGAAGGUGGACUUCAACUUCUACGGUCCCCUCCGACUCUCAUAUCCUACAAAUCUAAAAACUCACCAGGAGUGAUAUGCUGUGAGAUGUCAACAGUCACUUCUUGAGUAGGGUCUCGCUGACCAGAAAUACCUAAAACAUAUGUGCUAGGAGAAAAGAGUGGCUGAGGUGGAGAAAAGGUCCACAAACUUAGAUCCUCUAAGAGAAACGUCGUGUUUCGUGAAGGGCUGAUUGUGACAGGUUUUAUAAAGGAAAACAUUUCAAGCUAUUGUUCUGAGAGUCAUGUAUCCCAGAGUUACUGCGUUCAUUAAAAAAAAAAACACCCCAUUUUGCCAGUUGGGGAUUAGCAGUUCCAAAGAGGAACAGAUUGGGGAAUUCCAGUGAGUCAAUUUUUAGUGAUAAUUAAUUGACCUUGCUGGCCUAUUUUGAGCUUAGUGGUGAGGUUCAGGGAGAAAACGCAACAUGGAAUUAAAUAUUUUACCAAAUCAACAAGAGAAGACGCGUCACCUGAGUAGAGACUGCCAUCUAGCCCUGCGCUUUUCCUGUCCUGCCCCGGUGGAUGGGAGCAACCAGCAGCGGCCCACCAGGACCUGCGUCAUGGCCGGAUCGGGGGCCCAGGGGCUGCCUGAGCCUGGUGGCCAGUCACAGGGCUUCUCUUCAGACCUGCACACCUGCACCUUGGCAGAGCCUCACUGGCUACAUACACAGGAAUGUUUCUAGAAUUUUUGGUAAAACCAUUAAACCAGAUACAAAGUAAAGUGAUGAAGAAUUCUGAUCACUAGUUUUUCAAAACGAGAAAAUGUUUAUAUUUCAUUGAACAUCAACACAGAAGAGGCCACAUUUAAGCACAUGUUAAACCUCCAGCCAGCGUAGCGUCAGCCUUGGACAUGAUAUUCGUAUAUGCUGUAUCCGUCAUUUCUUCUCUAACUUAAUCUCAGUUUUACAAAUUAUGCCAUGAUAAAACUUAAAAAAGAAAAAGUGACUCGUGUGAGAUGUCUUCUGGCAACUCUGGGGAAGCCAGCCAAAUGCAUCUCACAGUAGAUUCUGGCGGGUGUUCCUUAAGUCGGGAGUUCUCAUGAUUUCAGUGUUACACAAACUGAAGCUGGAGACCACACGCAGACAUAAGUCUAGAAAACGGCAUUACAAAAGGCUGGGGUGAGGAGUAAAAAAAAUCCGAGGGGGGCUGCUGACAGGAGUCAGAGUGUUCACUGCCAUAAGUCUUCAGUGCGGCCAAACUUAAAAACCAGUCCUC